GAAGUGGCGGAGCCGCCGGAAGUAGCCGGAAUCCGAGCGCCGCUGACAGGGCUCGCAGGCUCUGACUGGGGCGAGGGGCGACGGGAGGAGUCGCCCGCCAUGGAGCUGGGCGAGCUGCUGUACAACAAGUCGGAGUACAUCGAGACGGCGUCCGGAAACAAAGUGAGUCGCCAGUCGGUGUUAUGUGGCAGUCAGAACAUCGUCCUCAAUGGCAAGACCAUUGUGAUGAAUGAUUGCAUUAUCCGAGGAGAUCUGGCAAACGUGAGAGUUGGACGCCAUUGUGUGGUGAAAAGUCGAAGUGUCAUAAGGCCACCAUUCAAGAAAUUCAGCAAAGGUGUUGCGUUCUUUCCUUUACAUAUCGGGGACCAUGUCUUUAUUGAGGAAGAUUGUGUGGUCAAUGCAGCUCAGAUCGGCUCUUACGUUCACGUUGGCAAGAACUGUGUGAUUGGGCGCCGAUGUGUAUUAAAGGACUGCUGCAAAAUUCUCGACAACACAGUGUUACCUCCAGAAACUGUGGUCCCCCCGUUCACCGUCUUCUCAGGCUGCCCAGGACUGUUCUCAGGGGAGCUCCCAGAAUGUACCCAGGAGCUGAUGAUUGAUGUCACCAAGAGCUACUACCAGAAGUUUUUGCCCUUGACACAAGUCUAACGUCUGUGCCUAAAGUCUUGAAUUCGCAUGAACUCUAGGAUGAACUUGGGGACUAAAUGACCAGUGAGAUGGAACAGAGCUCUUGUGUCUCUGACACCUUCCACCUCGUCUUUUUUUUUUUUUUUUUAAGAAUUUCUCAGUCCUGGAGGCUGGAGAGACAAUGCAGUAGGUAAGGUGCUUGUCACGCACGUAGCUGACCUGCGUUCAGUCCUGGCACCCUAUGUGUUCCCCCCAGCCCACUAGCAGUGAUCCCUCAGUACAGAGCCAGGAGUUAGCCCUGAGCACUGCCAGGUGUGGACCCCAGACAUACAAAACUCUUCUCAUACAAAAGUUCUUCUAGGCACCAAGACUUCAUACCAGAACAUCCUGGAGGGGAGGGGUCAUUGUCGCCAAAUCUGUGCUUAAACUUUGUCUGUUGGCCGCCAUCUAUGGCAUACAGAACCAUCUACGUGCAGCACUCUAGCUGGUUUAUUGUGUGCCUGGACCCUGCCUAGAGUAACGCUGUGUUCCGGUGCAGAGGGUUGGAUUUGGGGUGCCAUGCACAACUCACAGGGGUCAGCUCUCCUGCUGCUAACCCAUCUGGCCACAGUUUUUCAUAAUUUUUUUUUAAUUUUUCAUAAUUAAAAAAAGAGUGUUUGCAACUUUUUAGAACCCAGCUCCCUAUUUACUAAUUAAACUUGAAGGGAGGGGCGUUUCUCUUUUUCCUAAGAGAAUGCUGUGGAGCAUUCUCUUCCAGGGCUUUGAUUUUCACUAAAAGGGAGGCCUACAAUACCCAGGCUGGUUGUGCAGUCCCAGGUUCGAAUCUCUUGUGUGCAUGAGUGGGGCAGACCGUCUCACCUGCCUCAUCCCUGCGGGCAGCAGUCGAGGCCUUAUCCCACUGAGUUGCAGCAUUUGUGACCCUGGUUCCCUGACCCAAAACCAUUCACCCUACUCUGCAUUUGCCGUGAACCUCACUUUUCAGGCCAGGAUAUCUUACUUGGGCCCACUCGCCUAUGUCUGUGGGGCCUCUAAAAUUACUCUGUGGGCACAGAGCCACAAAGUCGCCAGUGGGCCAGCCCGCCGUGGCUCUGCCCUGCCUAUUGUCUUCGAAGGGAGUGUUGGAAAUGGAAGCCUGAGAAGGUGGGCCUGGCCGUGGCCGAAGGCCUGGGCUCUGCUGGGAAUCGGGUAGAACAGUUCAGCCCAGAGGGUUAGGACCUAGCAGGAGGUGUCUUCACUUACUCUCUGGUUGUGGCUUUGCAAAAGCAGCUGUAUGUAAUCAUCUCCGCUAGUUCAGUGUAACGCUUUCCUGCUUUUAAAUGUCUAUUAAAAGAUUGACAUAUGAAACCA
Sorex araneus (European shrew) is the source of this 1974-nucleotide messenger RNA. RefSeq names its product dynactin subunit 5 (gene DCTN5). Bases 100 to 648 code for a protein of 182 amino acids. The record is from RefSeq and is a predicted model, not a curated record. NCBI's taxonomy places the organism in Eukaryota, Metazoa, Chordata, Mammalia, Eulipotyphla, Soricidae. The transcript has 6 exons.